Messenger RNA from Macrobrachium nipponense, 2194 nucleotides. It is a transcript of the gene RabX1, whose product is annotated as ras-related protein Rab-21-like. Gene Ontology annotation, cellular component: Golgi apparatus; endosome. Gene Ontology annotation, molecular function: GTP binding; GTPase activity. Bases 240 to 878 code for a protein of 212 amino acids. The transcript has 6 exons. The record is from RefSeq and is a predicted model, not a curated record. NCBI's taxonomy places the organism in Eukaryota, Metazoa, Arthropoda, Malacostraca, Decapoda, Palaemonidae.
AACUUACGGCAUAUAACAAAAAGUCAGGAAACGCCUGUUCAUAUUAAGUGAAGGGUGGGUAUUUCGAGUGAGUGAAGAAACGGGCUUAAAAAUAGUGUGUAUAUAUUCCUACAUGCCCAAAUGGUUUACGUCUGCGAAACGCUUCGAAGGACCUAAAAAUUGAGUCCUCCUGCAGGAUACGUAGCAUAAAUAAUCGCCCCAGAUCCUUCGGUGUUUGAGAAAUAUACGUGCGAGGAACCAUGAAGGCUGUCGGCGCAAAAAUAGUGGUUUUGGGAUCACAAGGCGUAGGCAAGACUUCCUUAGUGACGAGGUACGAGAGCAGGACCUUCCACCAGAACACCAGCACCACCAUCGGCGCCUCCUUCAGCAAUAUCGAGUUGCUCCUGAACGACUACAAGAUCAAGAUGCAGGUAUGGGACACGGCGGGCCAAGAGAGGUUCCGGUCCAUGGCGCCGAUGUACUACCGGGGCGCCAACGCAGCUCUAUUAGUCUUCGACCUCUCCAGCGAAACCUCUUUCGAUGACAUCAAAGGCUGGGUGGAAGAACUAGGCUGCCGUGUGGGUGACGGCCUCCUGCUGAUGUUGGUGGGGAACAAGAAAGACCUGCAUGAACAGCGGAAAGUGGACAAAACAGCGGCGCAGCAGUAUGCGAGCUCCAUUGGUGCUACCUACAUAGAGACCUCUGCUCUCGACAACACAGGUGUCGAAGAUGUAUUUAGCAUCCUGGCAGAAGAUAUGGUCAAGCUAGCUGAAAGCGAUGAGAAUUCAACUCUCAGAUUAUACUCGGCUAAUGGCAAAGGUCAGUGGGAUACAAGUAAAGUGAGUUUAAAUGAGUCUCAGACCCCUCCAGCAAAGUCCUCAUCAUCCUGCUGCUCUUGAAAGCAGCAACCUGUUGCUCCAGUUGCUCUUGUGCAUCUCAGGAUGCUGCUGCUGCUGUGCACCACAGACCAAAGAUUUAUGUAAAGUGCCUUCAUAGAUGUAAAUCAGGUUAAUUUCCUUAGUUUAAUGUACAUGAAACUGAUUCAUGUCACAGUGGUGACCUUCUUUAGCAGUUGAGAAGAUGAUUUGAUUAACGAAAAACUACUUCGUCUUACUUUGUAUAUGCCAUUGUGAUGUAGAUAAAGAGCUGAAUAAGCAAAGGUGCUGAAUAUCGGGUCAACUGACCAAUGUACUGUAUAUUGCUUUUAAAUUUUUUUGUACAUGUUUGCUGCUUCAUUCUGUUAGAUAUUUGUUAUUAUAACAGAUCAUGAUUUUCACAUACUGUAAAUUGAUUUACUUGUGUUUGUGUGAACCACUGCAUAUCUAGUCUUUUAUUGAAAUGCUUGUUUUUGUUCAUGGAAAUCGCUGGCUUUCAGUAUGCUCUUCAACCGGGUGACAAUAUCCCAUGAGUAGGCCAAAACCUGAAGAGCAUUUGAUAUUAAAUGAUAUUUUAAUCUUAUUAAGGGUCAUAUCUUGGUGGUAAUAAAGUGCGCAAGUGAUCUUUAGGUAAUUUAACAACUCUGGUUGUUUUCUGUCACCAGGCUACAUGCUGAUAAAACUGAAGCCUGUUUUAUUCGGAAGGUAUAAUACCAAAUUUUUAAUUAUUUAAUGGGCUUCUUGAAUCAGGACUGUAUUGUUAUUCUCUUUGCAUAUUAUUUUAAAUAGUUUUGUAAUUACAAGUUUUCUUGUGUGUACAAGGAAAAUAUGAAGUCAUCUUAUUUGGAAAAAGGUUUUCCGAGAUCUUUGAAACUUCAUUACAGGAUUCUUGUCGUUUUUAGUUACACAGUCCAGCACUGCAAUGUUGAAGCAGUGCACAGUUGUUGAAUGCAUAUAUUGUGUUAAUGGAUAAUGCUUUCCACUUUGAUUUCUUGUACUUCACAUGUAAAUGUCUACAGACAUUGAGGCAAAAAAUAAUGAAGUUGUAAUGGUUAGCAUUUCACUUGAGUUCAGAUGUUUCCUAUCCCUCUGCCCCCCCCCCCCCCCCCUCUUUAUAUAAAAGGACAUGUAUUGAAGUUUUACACAAAAUUUUUGCACAUAUUUAGAUGCCCAGUUGAGUCAUACUUUCCUAGUUUAAGAAGCACAUUGAGGAUCAGUUAGGUCUACCAGUUUGUAUUAAGAUAUGUAACUUGAUCUAAUCUGCAUACUGUACAGUUUUCAAAUUAUCAUUUGUUCACCUAUUUGCUAGUACAUGAAUAAUAUGCUUUUUAUCUUUGAGA